Messenger RNA from Gadus macrocephalus (Pacific cod), 2332 nucleotides. RefSeq names its product E3 ubiquitin-protein ligase TRIM39-like. The transcript is spliced from 2 exons. Gene Ontology annotation, molecular function: protein binding; zinc ion binding. The coding region runs from base 139 to 1764 and encodes 541 amino acids. The record is from RefSeq and is a predicted model, not a curated record. Lineage: Eukaryota; Metazoa; Chordata; Actinopteri; Gadiformes; Gadidae.
AGGUGUUAGGGGAGGAGGGGAGAUGGCGUCAUUUUGAGGAAACGAAACCUAAAGCAUCCCGACGUGUAAGCAGUUCUCUCUUCUAGGAUAAAUAUAACACGCAUUACAUAGUCUGACAGACAGCAACAACAACAAGGUAUGGCCUGUAUAAACGCUCCCUGGUCUGAAGAGAACUUUUCAUGUUCUAUCUGCCUGGAUGUGUUCAGCAGUCCAGUUUCCACUCCAUGUGGACACAACUUCUGCAGAACCUGUAUUACAAAGUACUGGGAUGAACAAGUCAAGUACAAAUGUCCCGUUUGUAACGAGCUUUUCAACACAAGACCUGAUUUACGGGUCAAUAUCCUCUUUUCUGAGAUGGUUGAUCGGUUUGGAACGUCCGUACGAGUAAAAGAGCAGCCUUGUGUUGAACCAGCAGAAGUUCCCUGUGAUGUCUGUACCGGGACCCAGCUGAAGGCUGUGAAGUCCUGCCUAGUGUGUUUUACCUCUUACUGCCAAACCCACCUGGAGCCACAUCAGAGAGUCGCUCGCCUGCAGAAACAUCGGCUGGUCGAGCCUAUGGACCGUCUGGAAGACAGGAUGUGUAUGAAACACGACCGACUUCUGGAGCUCUUCUGCCAGACUGAACAGGUGUGUGUGUGUUGGUAUUGCACAGAGACAGACCACAAGUCCCAUCCUGUUGUACCUCUAAAGGAGGAAUAUGACAUGAAGACGGCCCAGCUGGGGAAGAUUGAGGCUGAAUUUCAGCAGAUGAUCUGGGAGAGAAAACUAAAGAUUAAGGAGAUCAAAGACACUGUAGAAAUGAGCAAGAAAGAUGCAGACAGAGAGAUAGCUGAUGGUUUGCAGGUCAUCACUGCUCUGAUGCGCUGCAUUGAAAAGUGCCAGGAUGAUCUCAACCAAAUGGUUAAAGAGAGACUGAAAUCCACAGAGAAACAAGCUGAAGACCUCAUCAAAGAGCUGGAGCAGGAAAUAGAAGAUCUGACCAACAGAAGCUCAGAGGUGAAGCAGCUCUCACACACUAAAGACCACCUCCACUUCCUCCUGGCCUUCAGAUCCCUGAAGAAUCCUCCUCCCACCAGGGAGUGGACGAUUGUGGAGGUCCGUCCUCCGUCAUUCGUAGGGACCUUGAGGAGAUCCCUGGGCCAGCUGGAGGAGACACUGAUCAUGGAGAUGAAGAAGCUGCAUGAUGCUGAACUGAAGAGUGUCCAGCAGUAUGAAGUAGAUGUGACUCUGGAUCCUGAUACUGCUCAUCCCAAGCUCAUCCUGUCUGAGGAUGGGAAACAAGUACAUGAUGGAGGUGUAGAGAAGAAACUCCCAGACAACCCUAAAAGAUUUACAAGUAAGUUUUAUGUUCUCACAAGACAGAGCCUCUCCUCAGGGAGAUUUUACUUUGUGGUCCAGGUUAAAGACAAGACUGCAUGGUGUUUAGGAGUGGCCAGAGAGUCAAUCGACAGAGGAGGUGGAAUAGUAGUGACCCUUGAGAAUGGUUACUGGACUCUUUAUUACGAUAAGGAUGGGUUGGUGUUCAGAGAUAACCCUGAUGUCCGUCUCCCUCUGAGAGCCGAGCUCCAGAAGGUGGGGGUGUUUGUUGAUUAUGAUGAGGGUCUGGUCUCCUUCUAUGAUGUGGAAGCCAGGGUUCAUCUCUACUCUGCUACUGGCUGCACCUUUAGUGAGCCUCUCUAUCCAAUUCUUAAUCCAUGCAACUAUGCUUUUAAAGGUGACAACUCUGCCCCCCUGAUCAUCUCACCUGUCAGUCAAACAGACUAGGACCUUUGUUUGAUAAUAAAAUAAUCAAACAACCACCUGAAUGAUAAUCUCUACUAUGUGAGAUCUGAGAGGUCUGAAUUGACGUGGUUCUGCUGUCAUUUAACAAGGAGAAAUUCAUUAAAAAAUAACUCUCACUAUUCUAAAAUGUAGCCCAUUUUAAAUGAUUAGAUUCCACUAUUUUUUUAUAAAUGUGUGUUUCCCCUGUUCUUUUUUCCGAGUUAUUGCUAUAAUAUUGUAAAUGGUUGCAGUUAUAACAUGUCUGGGGGAUACGGUUGUUUAUGAUAAUACUAUUUACAUUGCUAUUAGUUUAUAUUUUGGAAUCAUGAAUGAUGAUGCAUUUAUCUUUUAACACUUUUCUGAUUUCAAUAAAAUGGCAAAAAAUGGAAAUGGUACAUUCUUUGUGGAAUAGAUAUUUUCAGGGGGAUGGCUGGUUCGUACACACAUAGGAUCCUGAUACAGCUGGUCCCAGUCUCAUCCUGUCUAAGGAUGGGAAACAAGUACAUGAUGGAGAUGUAUGGAAGGAACUCCCAGACAACCCUAAGAGAUUUACACAGUGUGUAUGUGUUCU